This is a messenger RNA of Elgaria multicarinata webbii, 2058 nucleotides long. RefSeq names its product neuregulin 3 (gene NRG3). The transcript is spliced from 12 exons. Bases 1 to 2058 code for a protein of 685 amino acids. Gene Ontology annotation, molecular function: chemorepellent activity. Gene Ontology annotation, biological process: intracellular signal transduction; animal organ development; nervous system development. Lineage: Eukaryota; Metazoa; Chordata; Lepidosauria; Squamata; Anguidae. The record is from RefSeq and is a predicted model, not a curated record.
AUGAGCGAGGGGGUGGCCGGGCCGCCGGGUGCCGCAGCUGCCGCCGAGGAGGGGGCGGCGGCCGGAGCCGGGGGCCCCGCGGAGGGCGAUGGGGGCCCCGAUCCCGCGGCCCGCGAGGUGCGCUGCAGCGACUGCAUCGUGUGGAACCGGCAGCAGACGUGGCUGUGCGUGGUGCCCCUCUUCAUCGGCUUCGUGGGCUUGGGGCUCAGCCUGAUGCUGCUCAAGUGGAUCGUGGUGGGCUCCGUCAAGGAGUACGUGCCCACCGAGCUGAUGGAUUCCAAAGGCAUCGAGCAGGACCCCUUCUUCCUCUCCAAGCAGCCCACCACGCCGCCCAAGAGCGUGGACACCACCACCACCACCACCACCACCACGUCCGCCAGCGCCACCUCCAGGACGCCCAACCGCAUCAGCACCCGCCUCACCACCAUGACCAAGGCGCCCACCCGCUUCCCGGGCACCCGGGGCCCCAUCCGGGCCGGCCCGCCGCGAUCCACCACGGCCCGCCACACGGCCGUGCCCCCGACCGUCCUGGCCACCGCCACCUCCGUCCCUUUCAGCACCACCAUCCUGAUCUCCCGCCCGCCGCCCGGCACCCCUGGGACCCAGCCGCUGCCCAUCUGGCCCACUGCGGCAUACACUACCUCCUCCUACAAGACCUAUCUUCAGGACUCGGCUCCCUCCUGGACCUUAUCCCCCUUCCAUGAGGCCAGCAGCACCACUAGUAGUAGUAGUAGUAGUAGUAGUAGUAGUAGUAGUACCACUACACCACACUGUUCAGCAUCCUUGAAGUUCCAUACCACAACAUACUCCACUGAGCAAUCUGAGCACUUUAAGCCAUGCAAAGAUAAGGAUCUUGCAUACUGUCUCAAUGAUGGGGAAUGCUUUGUCAUUGAAACCCUAACAGGCUCCCACAAACACUGCCGGUGCAAAGAGGGCUACCAAGGAGUCCGCUGUGACCAGUUUUUGCCGAAAACCGACUCCAUCUUAUCAGAUCCAACUCACCAUUUAGGAAUUGAAUUCAUGGAGAGUGAAGAGGUUUACCAGCGGCAGGUGCUGUCUAUUUCCUGUAUCGUCUUUGGCAUAGUCAUAGUGGGCAUGAUCUGUGCAGCGUUCUACUUCAAAACAAAAAAAGAAACAAAACAUAUUCAGGAACAGCUGAAAGAGACGCAGAAUGGGAAAACCUAUAGCCUUAAUGCUUCCAGCAUGAUGGCAAAAUCAGAAAGCAGGGCCCAAAGCCGAGUCCAGCUGCAAAACUAUUCAAAGGCAAACAGACAUCCGGAGCUAGUGAUGGAAAAAAUGAUGGAAUCCAGUUUUUCAGGAACUCAAUCCUUUCCCGAAGCCUUGUCUCCCAACAGAGGAAGCCAGGCUACGAAACCACACAGAAGUCUCUCUUCAUGCUGCAGCCCAGGUCAGCGAACCGGGAUGCUCCACAGGAAUGCCUUUCGGAGGACUCCUCCCUUACCUCGGGGCAGGUUCAAUGGUAUUACAGGACCAGCAUACCAACAACUAGAAGAGUCAAGGAUCACAGAUCAGGAUACAAUCCCUUGUGAAGGGUUAUCUACUGGUUUGAAAACACCACAGAGUACUUCGAUAAAUAUGCAACUGCCUUCAAGAGAGACAAGAUCUUACUUCAAUAGUGUGGCUACAAAGGACAUGGUUGGCUAUUCAUCUCCAAGAGCCAAUUCUGUUCCCAUCAUCCCCUCGGUGGGCUUAGACGAAGCCUGCAUGCAGACACAAAACCUUUCAGACCUAACAAGCAUCAAAUGGUGCAAAAACUCCUAUUCCACUGAACUUGUCAAUGUGAGUGCCCCAGCCAGCAGCUGUCUUAUUACAGAACAACAAGAAGUCAAAAUAUUGUUAGAAACUGUCCAGGAACAGAUCCGAAUUCUGACUGACGCCAGGAGGUCGCAGGACUUUGAACUGACAAAUGCCGACACUGAGAACAGUACAAGUGAAAACACAGCAUUUCUGCCCAUGAGUCCUGUGGCAAAGUCGGAGCGAGAGGCACAGUUUGUCUUAAAAAGUGAAACGAAAAGAGACUCAGCAUUGAUCAAGUGA